UGGGCCCGCGACGCGGAAUGGGGUCAGCUGGCCAAGUUAUAAUUAAAUUAACAACUUGGCAUUUUGAUAGAACGAUAAAACAAAGAAAUAGGAAAAAAAUCGGCGGAUGGCCGUCGAAAUCGAUGGCCAAAAACUUCAAAUCAGUUGGAAAAAUGUCUACAACUUGGCCGAAGCUACUGCUCACAGCAUUUUUCUUGGGCCAAUGCCAAAGUCAGUCCAAGAACGAUGUUCUGCAUGUUUUUGCCCCGCCGCUGCUAUCGACAACAAGUCACGAAGCCGGCAAAGUCAACAAUGUCACGCUGACUCCGCCAGGACUCAUCACCCAAGGACGGGAGCUGGAACAAGAGCUAGAGCUGGAGCUGGAGCUGGGACAGGACCCACUGACACCACAUGCUGCUUUAUCGUCACAGCGCAAACUCUCGAGAGGCAAACGCUUUGUGGCCUUUCCCGUGGGUUCAUCAGCAUCGGUUGCUGUCUGCUUCACGGUGGGCAUCAUCGGCAAUCCCUACUAUGCAUACAACAGUUUCGGCAUCAACUGGGGCGUGGCCUAUGAUUUGCCCAACACCACUUGGGUGUUGCAGCAUUUGCACGGCUUCUCAACGCAUCCCGUGGCACCGGCUGUGCUUCGACGACGCUCCCGGAGUAUGAUCUAUCAGAAGAUCGAGACAAUUGUGGAUAACAUGGGUUACAAUGGCCGUGAUUGCGUCUUGCGUACCCUCUGCGAGAGUCGUCAGUACUUUCAGCGAACAAAGAUGAACAUGGUCGGUGAGAUGCUACGCACGAUAUUCAGCCUGCCGAAGCAGCGAAUUUUCACACGGGAACUGCACGAGAACUCGGAUAUCGUUCACUAUGAUAAGGCCUAUCGCCAGGCCCACCUCGAUGACUGCGCCGCCCAGUACGACUGUCACUUUUCUCUGCUAGAAUUGGCCUUUGGCAAAUACACGACGCCACCGAAAAAUUAUUAUGCCCAAUAAAUUGUGCGAUACUUAAAAAUGUUCCCCAUCAAAUUAUUCUUAAGUGUCCACUCCGGUUGGCCUCUGUCUGGGAGUGAGGGGGACUGGCGCGCACUUGU
Messenger RNA from Drosophila pseudoobscura, 1072 nucleotides. RefSeq lists its product as uncharacterized. The transcript is spliced from 4 exons. The record is from RefSeq and is a predicted model, not a curated record. Lineage: Eukaryota; Metazoa; Arthropoda; Insecta; Diptera; Drosophilidae. The coding region runs from base 18 to 974 and encodes 318 amino acids.